Molecule: messenger RNA, 1964 nt
Organism: Clupea harengus (Atlantic herring)
Lineage: Eukaryota; Metazoa; Chordata; Actinopteri; Clupeiformes; Clupeidae
Gene: hapln2
Product: hyaluronan and proteoglycan link protein 2
Biological process (GO): central nervous system development; cell adhesion; glial cell differentiation
Cellular component (GO): perineuronal net; synapse
Molecular function (GO): hyaluronic acid binding
Source: RefSeq, a predicted model, not a curated record
AAUAGGAAAUUGUCCCAUCCUAAUUAACAUCUGGGAGAGCGGGCAGUGAAAGGCUGUUUACCCUGUCUAGUGCCUGGGACAAAUGACAGCUGACCGGAGAGAGAGAGACAGAGAGAGAGAGAGAGAGAGAGAGAGAGAGAGACAGAGAGAGAGAGAGAGAGAGAGAGGCUAGAGAGGGGGAGAGAGAGAGAAAGGAAGAGAUGAGGAAUCAGUUGCAUUCUUGCCACUGGAAGUGCAUCGUAGCUUGAUGAAAAUUAAAGCUCACCAUCUGGAUCAUGACCAUGUUUGGAUAACUGCGCUUCUUUUUCUACCCAAGCUGCCACUCGCCCUCUGAAUCAGAGGGAGGGUGUGCUCCCAUUGUCAUCAUGGGCUGGGCAGCUGUCACGGUGUUGACUAUCAGUUGUUUCACAGCAAACACAGUUCUAUUUCACACAGAUGACCAAGGUGAGAAGAAGCUGCGCUACCUCAUGGAGCCUCCCGUGUACGCCGAGGUCUCUGCCCCGCGUGGGGGGAACGCCACGUUGCCGUGCGUGCUGCAAAGCAAGCCCCCCCACUACCGAAUCAAAUGGGUGAAACUGCAGCCCCACCACCAGGGAGUGGAGAACAUCGUGCUCAUCACCAACGGCAACGCUCAAAAGAACUACGGAGCGCUGGGGCCCAGGGCCUCGCUGAGGGGGGCCCACCCUCUGGACGCCUCCCUCCGCAUCACCAACCUGGAGCUGGAGGACAACGGAAGCUACCGCUGUGAGCUGAUCAACGGGAUCGAGGACGAACGAGUGGAGAUCACUCUGAGUGUCCAAGGAGUCGUUUUUCCAUACCAGAGCAGACACGGUCGCUACAAGUUCACCUUCCCCCAGGCCAAGGCCGCGUGUACAGAACAGGACGCCAUACUGGCCACAUUCAAACAGCUUUACAAAGCUUGGACUGACGGGCUGGACUGGUGCAACGCCGGCUGGCUGAGUGACGGGACCGUUCAUUACCCGAUCCUGCUGUCCCGCCCAGCUUGCGGAGGGGACCUCCUGCCAGGCAUCCGGAGCUACGGCCCACGGCACAAGACCAAGGACCAUUUCGACACUUUCUGCUUCACAUCUGCCACAUCAGGAUCUGUCUUUUUCCUGGCGGGGCCCCUGAACUUUGCUGAGGCGGAGCGGGCGUGUCGGGGUGGCGCGGGGGAGUUGGCGCUGGUCGGGCAGCUGUACGCGGCGUGGCAAUUCCAGGGCCUGGACCGCUGCGACGGGGGCUGGCUUCGGGACGGCAGCGUGCGCUUCCCCAUCACGAACCCCAGGGGGCGCUGUGGAGGUCUGCCCGAGCCCGGGGUGCGCAGCUUUGGCUUCCCGAGCAAGACCCUGCGCCUCUACGGGGCCUACUGCUACAGAUGACACCCGAUGGAGAACUGACAUAAAUGCAGACAAAAACAUUUCCUUCUAAAAACAAAGGAAAUUAAAUGUGUCUAUUCUCAAAGGACAUACACACUGACACACAGAAUGUGUGGUAUUAAAUCCUGAAAGCCAUUCUGCUCUGCACAAAGUCUUCAGGUGUGUUGUUUUCUUCUGUUCAUAACAUGCAACAGUUUGUCAUAAAUCUUGAAGGGUUUUUGUGCACUACGGGAUGCCGCCUUGUCAUUUUGUAUUACAAUGGUAAAAUUAUCCACCGACAAAACCCAAUAGUCUUAAGUGAUUAAUGACAUAAAGUGAUUAAUUGAAUGAAGAGUGAACGUAUAGUGUAGUAAAAUGUCCAACCAUAGUUUCUUUUUAUUUCUGUACAUGGUAUUUUUAAGCCAACAAACUGGGCUUUUAAAAAAUACCUCUGCUAUUCCUGUUUAAAAAAAUAAUAUAUAGACUAAUUAAAACAGCAUUGUAAAAGAGAGAGUAAAACAAUCCAAUAUAUUAGGUGAUAAUGACUAUUUCAGAGUGUUUGAAUGCACUUUAAUGCACUCAGUCAAUAAAGUGCUGCUAAUCCAUUGA